GCUAACCAAGCUCUCAUAUCCUGAUUACAACCCACCUCCCCGUUGAGUUUUAAUAUGUAAAAAAUAAACUACUCAUAUCCUUUUUUAAACCCCACUCAUAUCCCAUUCCCUCGAACCGAACACGGGUUCAAUUCUAUCCUAAUCAUCAUAUCCAAACGCCACCUUAGGGUUUUGAUUCCUAAACGCUUCCCAAGCUGCCAUGAUGCAGCCGCCGCCGCAGCAAUGGGCAAUGGCGCCGCAGCCCCCGACGCAGUACUACCAGGCGGGGCCUCCCCUGCCGCCGCCACCGCAGUACUACCAGGCGGGGCCUCCACCGGCCGCUAUGUGGGGCCAGCCGCCGCUUCAGGCGGCACCGGCGCCGGCGCCGGCGCCGGCACUGUCCAGCGGCGGGGCAGGGGACGAGGCGAGGACCCUAUGGAUCGGGGAUCUGCAGUACUGGAUGGACGAGAACUACCUCUACAGCUGCUUCUCCCAGGCCGGCGAGGUUGUUUCAGCGAAGAUAAUUCGGAACAAGCAGACUGGGCAACCUGAAGGUUAUGGUUUCAUUGAAUUUAGCAGUCAUGGUUUAGCUGAACAAGUUCUCCAGAAUUAUAAUGGCCAAAUGAUGCCUAACGGUAAUCAAGCUUUCAAAUUGAAUUGGGCUACAAGUGGGGCUGGUGAGAAACAUGGAGAUGAUGGUUCAGAUUAUACUAUAUUUGUUGGGGACCUGGCCUUGGAUGUUACAGAUUUCAUUCUACAAGAUACGUUCAGGAGCCAUUAUCCAUCAGUUAAGGGUGCAAAAGUUGUAUUUGACAGAACCACUGGUCGUUCAAAAGGCUAUGGAUUUGUUAAGUUUGGAGAUUUGGAUGAACAAACACGUGCAAUGACUGAAAUGAAUGGACAAUACUGUUCUAGCAGACCUAUGCGCCUUGGACCAGCAUCCAAUUCCAACAAGAGGAACGCUGCUGGACAGCCACAAGCUCCAAAUGUUGCAUACCAGAAUGCACAAGGAACUGAUCCUGAUAACGAUCCAAAUAAUACUACUGUAUUUGUUGGUGGCCUUGACCCAAGUGUGACUGAUGAGCUUCUGAAGCAAACCUUCAGUCCAUAUGGAGAGAUUGUCUAUGUCAAGAUACCUGUAGGAAAGCGUUGCGGGUUUGUCCAAUAUUCCAACAGGGCAUCGGCGGAGGAGGCCAUAAGGAUGCUAAAUGGAAGCCAGUUAGGAGGCCAGAGCGUGAGGCUGUCAUGGGGUCGUAGCCCUGCAAACAAGCAGCCUCAGCAGGACCAGAAUCAAUGGAGUUGUGGCUACUAUAGGUACCCCCAAGGAUAUGAUCCAUAUGGUUAUGCUCGGCCUCCUCAAGAUCCUGUCAUGUAUGCUUAUACAGCAUAUCCAGGAUAUGGAAAUUACCAGCAGCAACCACAACAGCAGCCCCCACAACAGUAAGGAUACUGUUCGUCGCAAACUGUUGACGAGAUAGUUAGCACAGCAACUUAGGUGCAUUGGCAGGAACAAUUUUGAUACUGUUGCUUGUGUUAUCUUGCUUCAACGUCCUUGUACUCGCAGUCUGUGUUGUAACUUAGAUAUUUCUGAGGCCUAGAGUGACAAUAGUGUGGCAGCUGUAUGCGGAGGAUUGGAGUGAACAUUGUUGUUGUUGCAAGUUUUGUCGCAUGUAGUUUUGCUAUAUGUCAUGGGUGCCAUAUGAAAUCGAGCCAUCGCUUUGUGAAACCGAACCUCGUUUUUUUCA
Phragmites australis (common reed) is the source of this 1724-nucleotide messenger RNA. Its product is annotated as RNA-binding protein L-like. Gene Ontology annotation, cellular component: cytosol. The record is from RefSeq and is a predicted model, not a curated record. NCBI's taxonomy places the organism in Eukaryota, Viridiplantae, Streptophyta, Magnoliopsida, Poales, Poaceae. The coding region runs from base 200 to 1423 and encodes 407 amino acids. The transcript has 7 exons. Gene Ontology annotation, molecular function: mRNA binding.